Pseudomyrmex gracilis is the source of this 2101-nucleotide messenger RNA. RefSeq names its product receptor expression-enhancing protein 5-like. The transcript is spliced from 4 exons. Lineage: Eukaryota; Metazoa; Arthropoda; Insecta; Hymenoptera; Formicidae. The record is from RefSeq and is a predicted model, not a curated record. Bases 123 to 662 code for a protein of 179 amino acids.
ACUGAUUAUAUUUCUUUUGGUGGCGAUCAGACGUACGUAUGACUAACCAACGGAAACACGCACGAAUUUGUUGAUCCGGGAAUAUUUUGUGGAAAAAACAAAAAAAAUCAAAAAAACAAAAAAUGGCUCGAAUUGCCGCCGUGAAGGAACAUCUCGAGAAAGCGUUGAGGGACGAAAACAAGCCGUGGGUAAAAUUACUUGUUCAAGCGGAAGGAAAGACCGGCAUCGACCGUCUUUACAUCUUUGUCGGUUCAUUAGCAGUGCUAGCCUUGUAUCUGGUAUUUGGGCUGGGUCAACAGCUAGUGUGUAAUGUGAUCGGAUUUGUUUAUCCGGCAUAUCAAUCUCUAAAAGCACUGGAAACCAGCAAGAAGGAAGACGACACAAAAUGGCUUACUUACUGGGUUGUUUUUGCAGUAUUCACCAUAAUAGAGUUCUUUUCUGAGUAUAUUGUCGUCUGGUUUCCAUUUUAUUGGCUGUUCAAGUGCGUGUUUUACAUAUGGCUAAUGGUGCCAACUGAGUACAACGGUUCCUUAAUUCUGUAUCGCCGAAUCAUCCGUCCAAAAUUCCUUCAGUAUCAACCUGGCGUAGAUAAACUUUUGUCUGUCGCACGUGACACAGCAAUAAAAACUGCGGCGGAUGCACUGACCACUAAGCAAGAUUAAUGACUCUGCAAGUCAAUCAAAUAAGAGAUCCAUUUGGGUCUUUCCCCUUUUACUCAUUCCUAGCAAAGGAGAGAGUGUGUGCGCGCGACGUUUAUUAAUUUUACUAAAGAUUAUUAUUAAUAGACGGUUUUGACAUUAAAAAGUAUAAUGAUAAGAAAUUCUGAAAAAAAUAUAAAGAAAUAUAUAAAUUCCAAAUAUGUUUCCGAAUAACAAACAAUAGCAGGACCAAACAAAUACGUAUUUUGUGGAAAAUUGCAGAUUAAAGAACAAACACACAAAUUUGCAAGAAAGAAAAAAAAUCCUCUCUCUCUCUCUCUCCGAGAAAAAUAAAAAACCUUUUAUAUACAGGAGUUUUUGUGUAAUCUGAAAAUGGGCGUUUUGUUUUCAGUUACAAUCAGAAUGUUGGAGUGUUUUUGAAUUUGUAGAAUAGACAUGUUGUGCGUAUUAUUGCCAUUUAUUGUAUAAUCAUUGAUGAUAUAUAUUUUAGUGUAUUUUACUAAUUUUAGAGAAACGUUUCACCACACAAUAUACUAAAGUCUGAUCAAGUCAGAUUUAAAAUGAUUUUUUACCUUCUUGCAAAUUAGCAAAACGGAAUAAUAAAUAUAUUUAUUGUAUGUCAAUAAUUUCUCCGAUCCCCAAAAAUAUUUGUAAUAUGAAUUUCGGUUCAAACAAAAUUGGUGAAACUGACUUACGUGAAAAACAAUUUAUCAAGUAAAUUCUUAGUCGCGAUAAACUGCGGGUGUGGUUGAUCAUGAUUCAACAAUCGAAACGCAACUAUCCGCUAAGGAUAGAUAAAUAAUAAAUAGCUCGAAAAAAAUGAAUCAAAAUUUUUUUAUUAAAAAAAAUGUUGCCAUUUAAUCGUCACGUAAUCUGUACAUUUCGAAAAAAAAAAAAAAAAAGACGAAACUCUUUUCAAGAAUUCAAGUCCGUUGGUUUGCGUGAGUGAACAACAAAAAAAUGCAGCAUUUUCUACACUUGUUUGAAAUUUUACUUAAUGUCUUUUUACUCUUCUCGUACGUUUACCCGUAUUCUCGAAUAUAGCUUCGAUCCUGAAGCGCGGGGACAUUGUUAAGGUACAUAUUUUGCUCAAAUUGAAAUCAUCGCCUUGUUAUAUUAAAUGUAAUUUAAUAAUUAAAAUAUAUAUGUAUAUAUAUAUAUAUACAUACAUAUAUAUAUAUAUAAAUUAUAUAUAUAUAUAUUGUCCGAUACAAAAAAGAGUUAAACGUUCUACGAGAAUGUGGUGUGUACAGGUAAAUUCUUUAUGCCUUUUCUUCACGCUUAAUAUUCUUCAUAUGUGUGUGUUACUCAUUGUUACGUCGGUGGAAAGAAAUAUAUUGUGUAAGGUUUAAGCACACACAAAAUUAUGAAUAUUUAGAGAUAUUACAAAUUGUGAACCGUUGUUUAUAUAAGCACGCAAAAUAAAAUAUCUUUUUAUUUUA